AUGAGUGACGGCAUGCAAGGAAAAUUAUUUGUUACUGUUUUACAGGCACAAAACUUGGUUAUUAAACAAGAAAAGUCAGCGGCACAAGAGUUUGUAGGUGCUUUGUCAUCACCUUUGUUUCAGGGUAUUCAAGCGAUUCAGAACUUCUCUACAAACAAUGUGAAAAAGUUGGCACCGAUCUUCACUGUACCAGGUUCGUUGGUGGUACAGGGAUUCAAUACGAUUGGUGAUGCGAUUCGUGGUGGUGCGUCUUCAGAGUCGGUACCGGUGGUCAGCAGUAGCGCCGCACCUACACAACCGUCGGUAGGUAUCACUGCGUCCGUCUUCUUUGAGAACAACACCGAAGAGGUCUUUAGAACACAGCUCUCUGAGAACCUGACGGAACCAAAGUGGAAUGAAUCACAUACGUUCAACGUUGUCGAUCCAUGCUCGACCGUUCGUUUCCGUAUCGUCUUGAAGUCACUCUCUGAGAAGUCUGAUUUUCUCAUUGGAACGGCACAGAUGUCGUUGAUCGAUGAAGUGCAUCUCUGGGGACAGAAACCCGUUGCCAAAUGGAUCAAUAUCACCAAGACGGUUGCUGCCGCCAACUCUGACGACAACAACAACUCGUCGGAAUUCGCCUACACCGAAGAUGAAAUCGUAGGAAGAAUCGAGUUACAGCUGCAAUACAAAUAUAGAAACGUUUGGGACUGUGUUUAUCACGGAAAGAUGCUGUUGUUGGAGAAGAAAUACGACGAGGCGUUGGAAGCGUUGAACGAAGCGAUCACAAACAACCCGACCAACCCGAAACUCUAUGUGAUGAUGGUCGAUUGCUAUCUAGCACAGAAACAGUAUGGCAAAGCGAUAGAGAGUGCCGGUAAGAUUAUACAACACGAUCGUGGUUACAUCGGUCACCUGAAAGCUGCACGUGUCUUGAUGGCUGCCAAUCAACUGGAGAAAGCGCAAACGUUCAUCGACAAAGCGAAAGCAGUCUCCGAUAAAUCAGAGGAGAUCUACAAUAUACAAAUGGAAUUAUUACAUCUUUCCGAAGUUGAUAAGAUUAACAAGUUAAUUGAUCAAGGUUCAAAUGAUUUCUUAAGAGGUGAAUUUAUAACAGCAAGUGAACAUUUUACAAAAGCAAUUGAAAUUAAUCCACAUAGUACUAUCUUGUAUGAAAUGAGAGCGAUUUGCUUUGUUUGUGCAAAGAAUAACGCUGCUGCUAUAUUGGAUACCAAUAAGAUAUUGGAAAUCGAUCACAAUUGGCCAAAAGUAAACAAUACAUUUGGUGGUUACAUGAUGAAAGAUGGUCAAAUCAAUGUUAUGUCAAAGAAACGUUGGUUUGGUUUGAAAUCUAUAUUUCUUUUCUAUUAUAAAGAUAUAAAUGAAUUAAUACCACAAGGUGUAAUUUGUUUAAAUGAAUUUGGAUGUGCACCAAAACCAAAUCAAAAGGUAAAGUUUCAACUACGUACAAAAGAUCGUGAAUACUACUUAAAGGUGGAGAAUCCAGAGGAGUUUGACAAGUGGAUCGUUACUUUGACAAAGAUAUCAAAGACGAAACCAAAGUUACCACCUAUCAAAGAGAUUCAGGAUGCUAUCAUUUGGAGAAAUAUCUAUCAGAGUAAGACCGAUCAAAAGACAUCGUUUAUGUUGCCAGAGGUGAUGAUGCUGCCAGAGACACUGUUUGUAGAGUCUGGAAGGUUGGCAUUCUCCAUCGGUGACAAGAUCAAAGCGAAAUUGUCAUCGAUUCCACAGUCAGAGUGUACGGCAACCGGUUGGCUCUACAAGAUGGGACAGGUCAACAAGGAGUGGCAACGUCGUUACUUUUUGCUGCACAACAACAUUCUCUAUUAUUGCAAGCUGAACAACGGCGAUGAGAAACAACCAUCGAUUACGCCAACCGGUACUCUCCCACUGGACGGCGCCAAACUCGAUGUCAACCCGUCGUCGAUCACCAAGGCGAACGCUUUCAUGAUUAUGACUGCACUACGUAGAAACUUUGCUGUCGCCGCCGAUUCCGAUACCGACAAGGAACGUUGGCUCAAGGCGAUAGUAGUGGCGAGUGGCGCGCAACUCCCAGUCGAAGAGGAGAAGAAACCCGAGGAAAUGCCAACUUCAGAAUCACUGUUUUCCAAUCGUUCCAGACGUGUCAAGUCAUUACGUUCCGUUCCAAUGGAUCCAGAUUCUCAACAAACUCAACAACAACAACAACAAUUUAUUAAUAAUAACAAUAACAAUAGUAAUAGUAAUAAUGAUAAUCAACAAUCGAAUCAUGGUAAUCAACAACAAUCACCAAAAGUUACUCGUAGAAUCGGAUCGAAUGAGAUGUCUAGUUCUGAAUCGAGAUACUUUGCCAAGUUUGGAUUGUCAGAGAAUACUAUUGUGAUGCCAAGUGCACCAAUUAUUAGUAGUAAGAGUAAUUUGAACUCGUCGGCCAAUAGUAUGCCGUUGAUUCAACCGACACACACUGUAUCAUCACCUGCCAACCCAUCACCAACAUCAUCAACACCAUCAUCACCACACAGUUCACAACGAUCACUCAAAUCAGUGUAUCCAACUGAAAUGCCAAAUCCAACCGAAUACGACGAUGAAAACGAAGAGAGCAAUGUUGGUCUCGUCAGUGGUAAAAAGAAAUCCGUAAACGAGGAAACUGGUGAAGAUGAAGAAAAAAGAUGUUGUAAAUGUACCAUACAAUAA
Heterostelium album PN500 is the source of this 2673-nucleotide messenger RNA. RefSeq lists its product as uncharacterized. Lineage: Eukaryota; Evosea; Eumycetozoa; Acytosteliales; Acytosteliaceae. The transcript has 4 exons. Gene Ontology annotation, molecular function: protein binding. The coding region runs from base 1 to 2673 and encodes 890 amino acids. The record is from RefSeq and is a predicted model, not a curated record.